Messenger RNA from Rhincodon typus (whale shark), 2094 nucleotides. Its product is annotated as short transient receptor potential channel 7. The transcript has 8 exons. The coding region runs from base 1 to 2094 and encodes 697 amino acids. NCBI's taxonomy places the organism in Eukaryota, Metazoa, Chordata, Chondrichthyes, Orectolobiformes, Rhincodontidae. Gene Ontology annotation, biological process: manganese ion transport; regulation of cytosolic calcium ion concentration; calcium ion transmembrane transport. The record is from RefSeq and is a predicted model, not a curated record. Gene Ontology annotation, molecular function: store-operated calcium channel activity; inositol 1,4,5 trisphosphate binding; protein binding. Gene Ontology annotation, cellular component: cation channel complex; membrane.
AUGCACAGGAGGCACACCACCCUUCGUGAGAAGGGAAGGAGACAGGCCAUCAGAGGUCCAGCCUACAUGUUCAAUGAGAAGGGCAAAAAUUUGACACCUGAAGAGGAACGUUUCCUGGAUGCAGCAGAAUAUGGAAAUAUACCAGUGGUGCGCAAGAUGCUAGAGGAGUCAAAGACCUUGAAUUUCAAUUGUGUUGACUAUAUGGGGCAGAAUGCUUUACAACUUGCAGUGGGAAAUGAACAUUUGGAAGUGACAGAGCUCCUUUUAAAGAAAGAGAAUCUUGCACGGAUUGGUGAUGGACUACUGCUGGCAAUCAGCAAAGGUUAUGUGAGGAUAGUGGAGGCAAUUUUAAAUCAUUCAGCCUUUGCCCAAGGACAUCGUUUGGCCAUGAGCCCUCUUGAGCAAGAGCUUCGGGACGAUGACUUUUAUGCCUAUGAUGAGGACGGUACACGUUUCUCCCAAGACAUCACUCCAGUCAUUCUUGCUUCUCAUUGCCAGGAAUAUGAGAUUGUACAUAUACUUCUUCUGAAGGGUGCACGGAUUGAGAAACCUCAUGACUAUUUUUGCAAAUGCAGUGAGUGCAUUGAGAAACAAAAACGAGAUUCUUUUAGUCAUUCCAGGUCCAGGAUGAAUGCAUACAAGGGAUUAGCAAGUGCUGCUCAUUUGUCUUUAUCAAGUGAAGACCCAGUACUUACAGCUUUGGAACUAAGUAAUGAACUAGCACAACUAGCCAAUAUUGAGACAGAGUUUAAGCUGGGACAAAUUUUAAGAAGCCCAUUUAUGAAGUUUGUAGCACAUGCAGUUUCAUUCACCAUCUUUCUAGGACUACUGGUGUUAAAUGCAUCAGACAGAUUUGAAGGUGUAAAGACCUUGCCCAAUGAAACUACCACAGAUCAUCCAAGACAGAUCUUCAGACUGAAAACGACAAAGUUUACAUGGACUGAAUUAUUAAUAAUGAAAUGGAUACUAGGUAUGAUAUGGACAGAAUGCAAAGAACUAUGGGAAGAAGGACCCAAAGAGUAUGUCAUGCAUUUGUGGAACAUUCUAGAUUUUGGGAUGUUGUCUAUCUUUGUUGCUUCAUUCACUGCAAGAUUUAUGGCAUUUCUGAAGGCUUCUGAAGCACAACUCUAUGUAGAUACGUAUGUAAAGGCCAGUGAUCUCUCCAAAGCAUCACUUCCUCCAGAAGUUGAAUACUUCACUUAUGCUAGGAACAAGUGGCUUCCAUCUGAUCCACAAAUCAUAUCAGAAGGACUUUAUGCAAUUGCUGUUGUGUUAAGUUUCUCCCGAAUUGCUUACAUUCUACCAGCAAAUGAAAGCUUUGGUCCACUGCAGAUUUCCCUUGGAAGGACAGUGAAAGACAUUUUCAAGUUCAUGGUCAUAUUUAUUAUGGUGUUUGUCGCAUUCAUGAUUGGAAUGUUCAACCUUUAUUCCUACUAUCUCGGAGCAAAGUAUAAUCCAGCCUUUACAACCGUUGAAGAGAGUUUCAAAACCUUAUUCUGGUCGAUAUUUGGCUUGUCAGAAGUGAUAUCUGUUGUCCUCAAGUACGAUCACAAGUUUAUUGAGAACAUAGGGUACAUCCUGUAUGGAGUGUACAAUGUUACGAUGGUGGUGGUGCUGCUUAAUAUGCUAAUAGCCAUGAUCAACAGCUCAUAUCAAGAAAUUGAGGAGGAUGCAGAUGUUGAGUGGAAAUUUGCUCGAGCUAAGCUCUGGCUAUCUUACUUUGAUGAAGGGAGAACCUUGCCUGCACCAUUCAACCUUAUACCAAGCCCAAAAUCCAUUUACUACUUAAUAUCAAAAAUAAAAACCUGCCUUGUAAAUUUGUGUAAAUCCAAGGUGCAAAAAUCUGAGGGUGACCUUGAAAUGGGCAUGCUGAAUUCUAAGAGGAUUAUGAAACGAUUAAUAAAGCGAUAUGUGCUCAAAGCACAGGUUGACAGAGGAAAUGAUGAAGUCAAUGAAGGGGAACUUAAGGAAAUCAAACAGGACAUUUCCAGUCUUCGUUAUGAACUCCUGGAAGAAAAGUCACAAGCAACAGGGGAGUUAGCAGAACUCAUUCAGCAACUCAGUGACAAAUUUGGCAAAAAUUUUAAAAAAUAA